Messenger RNA from Haemonchus placei, 579 nucleotides. NCBI's taxonomy places the organism in Eukaryota, Metazoa, Nematoda, Chromadorea, Rhabditida, Trichostrongylidae. The record is from the annotation of a GenBank genome assembly.
ACUCCAACUACAACGCCGUUUAUAUCGACAACAACACCUCCACUGGGAAAAUGCACUGAUAUUAAGAAGGAGCCUGUGACCACUGAUCAUCACACUUACAUGGUUCCUAAUGUCACCAACGUUCGAUGCUCAGAUGUGUUCAAUGCCGGAGAUGAAUUCAACGUCGUUUUCGAAGCAAACGUGACUAUCACAGGCACCGGUGCCGCGCUCAACAUCAUCAACGCUCAAACAGGAGUUAUUCUUAAAAGGCUAAAAACAUCACACAUUCGCAUUGCAGGUAAUCCUUGUGGAGAGAAUCCUUGCAAGAAAGGCACGUGCACUAUUAACCCGAACACAGGUGGUGUGCUGUGCAUCUGUCCUGCAUGUGACAGUGGAGACCAUUGCGAAUCAGAAGUGAACCCAUGCUAUGCGGCCACAGCAAAGAGAAAAUGUCGUGUGGGUAAGAAUGUAGCCCCAGGGAACUGCGUUGUAGACGAUUCCAUAACCGAAUACUGCGCCUACAAAUGCAACUGUACAUAUCCAAUUGAAGGAGUGACAAACCAAUGCGGAACAGGUGUGUUGAACUCUAAAAUUUCCUAA